Molecule: messenger RNA, 470 nt
Organism: Rhopilema esculentum
Lineage: Eukaryota; Metazoa; Cnidaria; Scyphozoa; Rhizostomeae; Rhizostomatidae
Source: RefSeq, a predicted model, not a curated record
GGCUGAAGUGACACAACACAACAGCAAAGAAUUAUCAGCUGAUACCUCAAUGAUAUAUUUAAUAUGGCUGGCUUUCAAAAAAACGGGGAAAUAGCUAAAAAUGGGAAAUCGCGUGAAGCAAAUGGGUUAGAUAAUCACGAUGAUUUAGAGGAUGACGAAGACUAUGAAUCAAUAAACAAAGAGCUAGACAGUAUUAGUUCCUGUCUUGAUGCACUAGAAAACCAAAGCACAAAUUUACAUGAAAAAGUAAAAGAAUUUUUGGAAAGUGUCAAAGACAGAAGUGGUGCUGGAGAGGAAAACAAAGGUGGUCUUGAAUCAAAUAGUGGAAGCUAGAAGCAAUCAUGAUGGCUUGAAUAAUGGUAACAAAAAAAGGACUUGACAAAAAUUAUUGAAAUUUAUCUUUUUAUUCUCAUCAAAUUUUAUAUUUUGUUUUGUAUAUAAAUAUUAAUGAAAUGAAAAAUAUGCCUUAA